GGCCCCAGCAGCCUCGGCAGCCACAGCCGCUGCGGCCCGGGCAGCCUCCGCCGCGCUCGCCGCCUCUGAUGCGCCCGCCCUCCUCCGGCUCCGCGGCUCCGCGAGGAUGUGGGUCCUCGGCAUCGCGGCAACUUUUUGCGGAUUGUUCUUGCUCCAAGGCUCUGCGCUGCAAAUCCAGUGUUACCAGUGUGAAGAAUUCCAGCUGAACAACGACUGCUCCUCCCCCGAGUUCAUCGUGAAUUGCACGGUGAACGUGCAAGACAUGUGCCAGAAAGAAGUGAUGGAGCAAAGCGCGGGGAUCAUGUACCGCAAGUCGUGUGCCUCAUCCGCAGCCUGCCUCAUCGCCUCCGCCGGGUACCAAUCCUUCUGCUCCCCUGGGAAACUGAACUCAGUGUGCAUCAGCUGCUGCAACACCCCUCUGUGCAACGGGCCCCGGCCCAAGAAGCGGAGCAGUUCGGCCUUGGCUCUUCGGCCGGGGCUCCCCACCACCAUCCUGCUCCUCCAGUUCGCCCUCCUCUGGGCUCACUGCUGAAGGUGAAGGAGACCCUGGCGCCUCCUGCAUCGUGCUUGGGGCCCUCGCUCCCCCCGCUUCUCCUGGGUGUCCUUUGAUUCUGGGGUGGGAGGGGAGUAGGAUCAGCAUCUUCCGUUCCUUUGCCAGUGAAAGAGCUCCGUGUGAAACAUUUUUGUAAGCCCUGAAUAAAUUCGGUCUGAAUUUUCA
This is a messenger RNA of Canis lupus familiaris (dog), 718 nucleotides long. RefSeq names its product LY6/PLAUR domain containing 1 (gene LYPD1). Gene Ontology annotation, biological process: acetylcholine receptor signaling pathway. Gene Ontology annotation, molecular function: acetylcholine receptor inhibitor activity. The transcript has 3 exons. NCBI's taxonomy places the organism in Eukaryota, Metazoa, Chordata, Mammalia, Carnivora, Canidae. The record is from RefSeq and is a predicted model, not a curated record. Bases 107 to 532 code for a protein of 141 amino acids.